GACAAAUAAACAAAAUUUCAUAACUACGUUUCCCCAAUCAGGCAAAGAAAGGAUACAAGUUUAGCCAUAAUUAGUAUCCUUUUCCCUAAAUAAACGCAACUUAGAUACAAACCAUUUAACCAUUUCCAUGAAGCGUUUUCUCAUUGCCAUUGGCUUAGUCACCUCCAUUUCUCUAAUCUCCUUCACUGCUCGUUUCUCCCACAACUAUGCUUAUACUGCUACCCUUGCAAACAGAGAAAAUCUGAUCAGCAAAGAAGAAGAAGAAACAAACAUAUCCCACAUUCUGUUUGGCAUCGCAGGGUCCGCUAACACAUGGAAGAAUCGCUCGGGUUACUCUGGUCUCUGGUGGAGACCAAAUGUAACGCGAGGAUUCGUGUGGCUCGAUAAGACGCCCCCGGGAAACGAAUCCUGGCCGGAGACUUUCCCACCCUAUAGGAUCUCCCAAGACACUUCCGCAUUCAAGUUUACCUGCUCGUUUGGAUACAGGUCAGCUAUGAGAAUUGCGAGGAUUGUAAAGGAGAGUUUUGAACUGGGCUUCACGAAUGUGAGGUGGUUUGUAAUGGGAGAUGAUGACACAGUUUUUUUUACUGAAAAUUUAUUGACUGUUUUGGCUAAAUAUGAUCACAACAAAAUGUAUUACAUUGGUGGGAGUUCCUACACUGUGGAUCUGGAUGUUCUAUUUUCCUAUGGUAUUGCUUGCGGCGGCGGAGGCUUCGCAAUUAGUUAUCCUCUCGCGGCGGAGCUCGUCAAGAUAUUAGACGGCUGCAUUAAUCGCUACCAUUACUUGUACGGUUCUGAUCAGAAGAUCGCUGGCUGUGUUGCUGAGCUUGGCGUUCCUCUCACCAAAGAGCUCGGCUUCCAUCAGAUGGAUAUAGAAGGAAGUCCACGAGGGUUUUUUGCAGCACAUCCUAUUGCGCCAUUUGUAUCACUACACCAUUUGGGCCUGGUAGAUCCUCUAAUUCCAUUGAUGAGCCGAAUUGAGUCAGUCAAAAAGGUGAUUGAGGCUUAUAAAAAGGACCCAAGUCGGACGAUGCAGCAGAGUUUGUGCUAUGACUUAAAGAGAAAUUGGUCAUUAUCAGUGUCGUGGGGAUACUCAGUCCAAUUAUAUCCGUGGGUGAUGAAUGCAAGGGAAUUGGGGAUGCCGGUACGAACAUUCAAGACAAUUAGACGAAUGGAGGGACCAUUCACAUUUAGUACUCGGCCAGACUAUGUAGAUCCGUGUAAGAGGCCAAUAGAGUACUACUUAGAUCAAGUUACUGACAUCCGUAAUGGUGAAACCUUGACCAGUUAUAAUAGGGUUGGUGAUAUUAACAAGCAAUGCGAGAACGAACAUUAUGGACCAGCAUUAGCAAUUCCUACGGUUAAUGUCAAGGCGCGUAUGCUAUCUCCCCAAGUAUGGAGACAGGCACCACGUCGGCAAUGCUGCGAGGUAAUCGACGGCGAAGAUGGAAUUGGGAGCGUCUUGCAUAUCAGAAUUAGAGGUUGCAAUCAGUGGGAAUCAGUGACGCCGCCCUUCCACGACAAGUACGGAGAAUUUGCCUACUUUCAACGACGAUUCCUUCAACCAUUGAAUUGGACAAGAAGUUUACGGUCUAUGACAAGUGAAUUGAUGGGAAAGGAAAAUACUUCUAUGAGUAUGAAGUAGAAUUUUAUUGUAACGUUCGAUCAUGCUUCUAGUCAACUAAGAGUACGUAUUUCUGUUUUACAGAAAAAAGUGUUUAUUUUGAAGGCUUAAGGUGUUUGGUGAAGUUUCUAAGGAAAAAAAUAAGUGUUGUGAAUAGCAGUAGAAGCUAGUUUUAAUUCUUUUAGGACAAAAGUAUCAUUAACAAAGAUUUAUAUUUA
This is a messenger RNA of Nicotiana attenuata, 1842 nucleotides long. RefSeq lists its product as uncharacterized. Gene Ontology annotation, molecular function: acetylglucosaminyltransferase activity. Lineage: Eukaryota; Viridiplantae; Streptophyta; Magnoliopsida; Solanales; Solanaceae. The record is from RefSeq and is a predicted model, not a curated record. Bases 128 to 1645 code for a protein of 505 amino acids. The transcript has 4 exons.